Strongylus vulgaris is the source of this 225-nucleotide messenger RNA. The record is from the annotation of a GenBank genome assembly. NCBI's taxonomy places the organism in Eukaryota, Metazoa, Nematoda, Chromadorea, Rhabditida, Strongylidae.
AUGACAAUGGCUGUUACUGGACAAUAUGUGGACUGCAAAUGGCCACAUAAUAUUGGUCUUACUGAUGAUCAGAGAAGAAAGGUCCAAGAUACAGUGAAAUGGGAAGCCGGAGUGGAGGCGCAUGCAAGAGUACUGAAUGCACCUGCUAAAGCAACAGUCAUUUUAGUAGGUCUAUUUGGUAUCGUCGCAGAGGCUAAGGAUUUUCGGUUUUUCCUAAAUUUCUAA